Talaromyces rugulosus is the source of this 1236-nucleotide messenger RNA. RefSeq lists its product as uncharacterized. The coding region runs from base 1 to 1236 and encodes 411 amino acids. The record is from RefSeq and is a predicted model, not a curated record. NCBI's taxonomy places the organism in Eukaryota, Fungi, Ascomycota, Eurotiomycetes, Eurotiales, Trichocomaceae. The transcript is spliced from 2 exons.
AUGUCGAACCUAGAAGAUGACCUAUAUGUAGUGGACCCGGAGGGCGACACCAUCAUUGAUAUUAUCAGAACAGGUAAUGAGGAUGACAUUGGGUGGGAUUCGAGCGAAGAGUAUGAAUCGGACGGCUUCGAUGAAUAUGAUCCAGAAGGGGUGUAUUUCCAGAAGACAGGCCGAGGAUUACAUUUAGAUCCCGAAGACGACAGGGCCCCACCAGUACAAGAGGAAUACGACCCAAGUGGAGAAUUCAACACUUAUCCGAAUGACGACGACCAUGUUAGCGAAAAUAAUACCAACCCAGAGCCGGACAAGCCAAAGAAACUCCGGACCAGUUUCAAAGUAUCUUCCACAUGCUUGUCUAUGGGAUCAGGCUACUUCAAGGCCUUGUUUCGACACAGGAUAUGGACAGCAACCCAGCAUGGCCGAUAUGAAAUCAAUGCCGCCUGGGGCUUCAAGGCUUUCAAGAUCCUUAUGCAAAUUGCCCAUUUGCAGUUUAUCAAAAUCCCGGACCAGCUAGGUAUCAACACCAUGGUUAAGCUGGUCAUGGCAGCAGACUAUCUGAUGAUGAUACCGCUUCUAAAUCCUUGGAUAUUCCGCUGGGGGAUCGAAAGCCCGUUACCGUGGACUGGUCGACAUCGGCGCCUAGAAGAUACCCAGAAGUAUGAUAUGAAAUUACUUUAUAUUAAUUUACAGCUAGGCUACGGUGGAGGUUUCCGGACUAGCUUCAACAAAUUAAUCACCCACUAUGGCCCUUAUUUUAUGAAUUUUGGUUUGCCAGUCCCUCAGAAACUUAUUGACACUCUCAUACACAGCCGGGAGCAGAAAUUAAGAAAACUAUUGUCCACCCUGCGUGAUAUCAUCAAUCUCUAUGUCUUUGGCGCACAUUCGGAGGAGACACCGAGGUGGUUCUCGACACAAUGCAGAAACAACGUGUUCGGUCAGCUCAUGAUCCAACUCCACAAUCGGGACAUCUAUCCUCGCUUGCCAGACCCUUCAGACGAUCCACGUUCUUAUUAUUAUGUUGAAGGUUUGAUAAUGGCGUCGGUGUUUGAAAUAGAAGCUACCGGGUGUAGAAGCGAAAAAGAUAAUGGCCCGUCCUGCUCUCUUCGCUGGGCUUUGCCGAUGUUCCGAGAAAUAGACCUGCCAGAUAGUGAUAAGCUUGGCGAAUUUGUGCCUGGGUGGGAACAACGACAGUUGAAAGACGUGGGUGAUGUAUCGGAGAGGGCGGUAUCGAGAUGA